Molecule: messenger RNA, 507 nt
Organism: Salvelinus sp. IW2-2015
Lineage: Eukaryota; Metazoa; Chordata; Actinopteri; Salmoniformes; Salmonidae
Product: attractin
Source: RefSeq, a predicted model, not a curated record
UGUAAUGUACGUGUUCGGGGGGUUCAACAGUCUCCUGCUGAGUGACAUUCUGAUGUAUACGCCAGCCAGCUGCUCCAGCGCUCCCAACGCUGCCGUCUGUGCAGCRACCUGGCUGGGGGUUCACUGCCUCUGGAAUGCUACCCUAGAGACCUGCCUGCCUUGGGACGCGAACCCCGGAUUCCUGGAUGAGCAGACCGCCUCCUGUGGAACCAGAACAUAUGCUGACAACGAUCGUUGUGACCACUACACGGAYUGYUACAGCUGUACAGCCAAUACUAACGGCUGUCAGUGGUGUGCUGUUCAGUGUGUCUCCGUGAGCUCCAACUGCACGGCCGUCACGGGGGCCAUAGUGGAGUAUGRUGUCUGYCCCAAAGACAACCCAUCAUAUAUCUGCAACAAGAAGACCAGCUGUAAGAGCUGUGGGGUGGACCAGAACUGCCAGUGGGAACCUCGAAACCAGGAGUGUAUCGCUCUACCAGGUGAGAACCCCGGGGGAGAAGGGCCUUG